AUGGGUUCUAUGGCAGAGCUCAUUAGUGUACAAGCUGGAAUUUCUUCGAAUAAUUCUAAAGUUAUAGUUGACAAUGGUUGUGUGAGUUCUAAAUUUGUUAGAGUCUUAUGGGAAUAUAAUCGAGAGCAUAGACCAGAUUUGAUUAGUCUCCUUGAAACUAGGGUCAGUGGUGAGAAAGCGGAUUUAGUUAUUGCCAAACUCGGUUUUAAUAAUUCUCAUCAUGUGGAAGCGGUCGUCUUUUCAAGAGGUUCCUUCAUUGAAAGGACGUCCGUUCAGUUUUUAACCGGUUGGACUGAGCAUCCAUCCUUUUCGAAUUUUGUUAAGGAGAAUUGGAGGAUGUCUAUGAACAUGUCAUCCCUGCAUUCUAAGUUCACUGACCAGGUUAAGAUUUGGAAUAAAGAGGUUUAUGGUCAUAUUUUCACUCGUAAGAAGCUUUUGACUCAUAAACUAGAGCGUAUUAAGAUGGAACGAGAUAGAACUAACUCGAAAUUUCCUAAGCAAGUUGAGAUAGAUAUGAAAGAAGAAUUGAAGAAUGUGCUUCAUGAAGAAAUCUUUUGGAGGCAAAAAGCACGAUGUGAUUGGUUGGUCUUAGGAGAUCGUAACACAAAAUUCUUUCACUCGCGAAUGCUGAGGAGAAGUAAACAAAAUAGAAUUACUAUUUUGAAAAAUGGCUUGGGUGAGUGGAUAAUGGACGAUGAUCGUCUGAGGCUUGAAGCAGUCAAUUUCUACUCUAAUCUAUAUGGCGAGCAUUUUUGGCCUAUACGAAACUCUCCAUCUGUUGCUUUCCCAUGCCUCAAAGACGAAGAUUUUAAUUUUCUUAACAGACAAGUAUCGGAUGAGGAAAUUAAAUCAGCUCUUUUUGAUAUGGCACCUUUGAAGGCUUUAGGGAGUGAUGGUUUCUAUGCCCUAUUCUAUCAGAGUCAGUGGGAUCAUGUUGGCACUUCAGUCUGCACUUGGGUCAAAGAAGUCUUCAAUGGUAAAAGCAUUGAUUUGACUUUUAAUAAUUCUCUUAUUGUGCUAAUUCCCAAAAACUUAAAACCCCGUGGAGUUCUCUCAGUUCCGGCCAAUUAG
This is a messenger RNA of Gossypium arboreum, 1071 nucleotides long. RefSeq lists its product as uncharacterized. The coding region runs from base 1 to 1071 and encodes 356 amino acids. Lineage: Eukaryota; Viridiplantae; Streptophyta; Magnoliopsida; Malvales; Malvaceae. The transcript has 3 exons. The record is from RefSeq and is a predicted model, not a curated record.